GCGUAGCAAACUUUCCCCCAAAUCGAUGAUGUCAAACCACGAACUAAUAUAAAUACACGUCCAUGGUCAAACGAAAAUAAUGUAAUGUCUUUUUCAUACAUUAGGCCCUGUGCACCACGUAUAGCUAGUUUGUUAAAACAAAGCAGUCACUAAACUGCUGGUAUUUUAUAAGCUGGCCGUAUAUACACGACCAUGCACCGUGCCAGAAGAAAGCUGCUUACAAAAUUCCAGUCUCUCAUCAGGCCGCCACCAUUCGGACGACAAAGCGCCAUCUACGUCAGUCAUUGCACAUCUACCUCUAAAGAAAUUUGAUUUGUGAAAUAUAAUGUUGUUUGUUUUUUUUUUGGUUAUCUUUUUGUGAUUAGAGUCGUUAAAUUACUUUUAAGCUCUAUAAAUUACUUUAUUUUUUUUUAUUCUAGUAAUCGAUGGGUCAUGGUGGAGGAACUACAGUUAUGCCCCUUGUAUUUUAGAAGCGUUAGAGCUCGUUACACACUUUCGGUUAUUUAACUGCUACAACAAGGCUGCUUUAGUCACAUCACGGAAGUGUAUAGAUUCAUGGUCCACCUCCAUGGUUGGAUGCUUAUGAACUUUCAUGUUAAACCUGUUGACUGAACACUUUAAGAUAACAUUUUCCUUAUGAAGCUGAAAUUCGAGUCUUUCUUUGGAUGCUUCGGGAAUGUUGCGAGUGAGAACAAUACAAAUAAUCUGCGCAUUAGUAGUUACGUACUUUGUUUGAGUGCGUACGCGUACCUGUAAAAUAUUUCUGAAAAAAUGAUAAAUUACCAAAAAGUUCUUGAAUAGUAUUAAUAUUUAGUACAAAUAUAAUAUUAGCACGAAAGCAGAUGAAUAAUGAUAAUUAUUAAUGUGUAAAAUUUUCAUAUCACGACGAGGAAAUUAUAGUAAUUGCGAUACAGCGUUUAUACAUGCAUACACCUCUUUUUUUUUUAAAGUUCAUAUUACAACCUAAGUUACAGCAAUAAGCAAAUUUAGACAAAGUUUUGUUCUUGCCACUAUCUGACUUAAAAUUUGAGUUUUGAGAUGUCACAACAUUUAAAAAAAAAAAAAUGAACAUUUUGUACACGUGUAUAUGACCAUGAUUGGAAACAUGACAAACCACAAUAAUGAUUCACUACACUGAUGCUGGGGUAUUCUAACUUUUUUGGGAAGAGACAAAAGUCCUUUUGCUUAGCCUAUCAAAAUCAAAGGUAUUCACAUUUUAAUGGAUAUAUAUAUAUUAUAAGUUCAGACUUUCAUGGAUCUUGCGUGUGUGUACCUGUCCACAACAUCUCAAAGGAACCUGAAGCAUUAGUACAGAGACCAACAUCUGCUAUAAAUGCAACAAGAUACUCAAGCUGGUGGAAAGGGAGGUGUGAAGAUGCACAAUGAAGAAGCAGAAAUUUUGGAUCGACAAAAUCAGCAGCAAAUAAAUGAGGAGCCAGAUCUGCAAAAGCUAAUUGCAGAAGCACUGAAGUCAUUUCCGAACCUUCACUCAACCACUGGGUUGACAAGUCAUGUUUGGCUGCAGGAGCUUAGCAAUUCAAGAGAAGAGAGAGAGAAUUAUGUUGGAGGUAUCUGUAACAGAAAAGAGAAAAAAAAUGCUACAGGGCAGCAUACCAACCAUAGUCCAUGACUGAAUUAUAGACGACAGUAAUAUUUCUGCCAAAUUUGGAGCAAAAAGGGCAAAAAAGGUGAACACAAGUCAUCACGAAGAAGGAACAAUGGUAGAAAAUGUAUCAACAAGGUGACUGAAAAUGAAAAGAGAUAUUUAGGUAACCCACAGACGUCACCUCCACCAGCAGCAGGUUGCUCAACUCCUGUAGAUACAAAGGACAGGAAGAAGAGUUCCACUUCUGUGUCUGCUUUGCCUUGUCAGUCAUUCUCCACAUCUACUGAGCCAUAUGUGAGUGAACUCAAUAAGGCUUUAGAAGUAGGCACCAGUCCAAAGACAAGUGAAAAUGAAAAAAUAUUGGAGGAAAUGAGUCAAAGUACAGGAACAGUCAGUAAAGAAAUUGAAGUGAUUCUCAAGAGAAAUACACAUAUGAAAGUGGGUUCGUCAGAAAAGGAAGAAACCAGAAACAUGCCAGUCAGUGAGACGUAUACUUUGCUUGAACAGCGCUUCAAGACAAUGAAGAAAAAUGUUCUCAGAGUUUUCCAUUAUAUUGUUCCAGAUUUUUCUUUUGGUGAGGAGCAAGACAUUGAAAAUAUUUUAUCGACAAUGAACUACAUAAUUAGUGCUCAUGAAGAGAAAGUGCAACAUUAAAUAUAAGAAAUUUUAAACAUCUGCAGAAAAAGAUGUCUCUUGAUGUCUUGAUCUGACUUCAAUAACAGAAACUCAACUGUUCAUAAGAUUAGAAGUUAAAGCAAGAAUGAUAUCUGCCUCACAAAUUUGUGUGUUUGUGUAUGAGAAUUAGAGAGAAAAAAAUCAACACAAAGUACUUUUGUUUUUGGUGUUUUUUUUUUUUUGGCUGUAAUAAAUUGGUAUUUUUGUUAAUUUUAACUUUAUUAGUUGCAAGAAAAUUGAGAAUAAGGUUAUGCAAAAAUAUGCAUUUGAAAUUACUCAGCAUUCGUCCUUUUAUAAAUUUUGGAUUUAAACAUAAUGUAAACAUUAUUGUCUAAGUAUUUUGAAUGAGACAAAAUUGUCAGUUAGUACUCCAAUAGAUAUUCAAAAUUUGUUUUUCAUAGGGUAUUUUAUUUUUUGUGAUGGGCGUAUCUGGGGUUGGAAAGCUUUUUGAUAUAUAUUUGUAAUUCUCAUAUAUAUAUAAAUUCAAUAUCAAAUGUGUCUGACUGGGACAGGACAUAAGAUAAAACAUUAACAAAUGAUAUAAUAAUUGCCAAAUGUUGUAUAGCACAUAAUGACACUCCUAAGGAGCAUGUUCUUAGUACUUAAGAACAAGAAUGAGACAUGGGCAACCUAUAAGGACAGAGGAACAAACACAUAUACGACAGAAGGAUAAACAUCAGUACUGAUGAUAAAGACAAAUAAAAAAAUGUUAAUAUAAUAUGCAUCAAGGAUGCAUUAGUUACACAUAUCACUGCACCUCAAAGUAUAUAAUGAUUGUAUCUAGUCAAUGUAAUUUCUUCAGAAAUUUCCCAAAAGUAGGAUUUUUACUCGCAGCAACAGAUCCAUUUCUACUUGUUUUUAUUAAUAUGUAUUCUAGACAUUCCACAGUUUUUACAUUAAACCUUGUAUCAGAG
This is a messenger RNA of Pomacea canaliculata, 3195 nucleotides long. RefSeq lists its product as uncharacterized. Lineage: Eukaryota; Metazoa; Mollusca; Gastropoda; Architaenioglossa; Ampullariidae. The record is from RefSeq and is a predicted model, not a curated record. The coding region runs from base 1334 to 1630 and encodes 98 amino acids. The transcript has 6 exons.